GCAAAAUGAAGAAUAUUUAGGGGGGCAAACGCUAAUGGAGGCAAACCCAUCGCUCGCUCGCAGCAACUCACUCAGUUCGACAGCCGAGGCUCGCCGCCGGAAGCCAUGACUUCCCGCGUGACGAAGCUCGACUACUACGCCGACAUGUGGAGGCUCGUCUCCCAGUCCACGGUCGUCUCCUUCCUCGAGGUGAGUCGCUUCCCGUUCCUCCGGCCUCUGAGAAAUCCAAGAAAGCCCGCGGAUGAUGAUGGUCGGAGUGCUUUGGUGCUGGACUCUACGAUCUUCCAUCCCCAAGGCGGCGGGCAGCCGGCGGAUAUGGGCUUCAUCACCGUCGAAGGUGAUGAUCGGGAGGUGAAGUUUGCCGUGGAAGAUGUCCGGUUGAAAGAUGGACUUGUUUACCAUUAUGGUCACGUUGAGGAUUUGGCUGAGGGCGGUGUGGUGGAAUUUGAGGAAGGAAAGGAGGUUCACUUGCGCGUGGACGAACCUAGGCGCAAGCUCAACUCCAGGUUGCAUUCAGCUGGGCAUUUACUGGACGUAUGUAUGAAGAGGGUGGGACUUGGUUUGGAGCCAGGCAAGGGUUACCAUUUCCCUGAUGGACCAUUUGUUGAAUAUAAAGGCGUUAUUCCACCAAGUGAAAUAUCUAACAAGCAGAAGGAAUUGGAGACGGAAGCUAAUGCAUUGAUAUCUAAAGGAGAGGAAGUUUCUGCUGCGAUAUUACCUUAUGAUGAAGCUUUAGAGCAAUGUGGCGGUUCCCUUCCUGAUUAUAUUCCCAAGGAAAGCACUCCUCGCAUUGUGAAAUUGGGAAGUAAUCCUGGUUGUCCAUGUGGUGGUACCCAUGUUCAUAAUCUAUCAGAGAUAAUUAGCAUGAAGGCAAGUAUUCAGCUGCACAUUUUCUGAAUAAUAACUAUGGGAUUGUUAAUAUCUGAUCUAAUUUACUCUAUUACUUUACAACUGAAAACAAGAGUACGAUGAGAAUAUACCCCCUCAAGGUCUUGUAUGACACUAGAAAAACUAUUAGAAUCAAGUCCAAUUUCUCUUGACUUUUAUCGGUUAUGUUGUUUUUCAAUGUUUCAUAGCCUGCUGUGUUCUAAGGCUCUUCGAUAAUUGUUCAGGUUUCGCAAAUUCGCGUGAAGAAAGGCAUGACAAAAGUCUCCUACACUGUGGUUUGAUUUUGGUCCUAAUUAGAACUCUUAAUGUUGGUAUCGAAUGUAUGGCGGCUUGGUUUUAGGAACAGACAUCAAAAUGAUAUGGAGCCUAUAGUAAGGUAUGCCCCAUCUUACCGGACAUUGGUCCCUUGGUGGGCGUUUUCUGAAUUUGGACUUCGGUAACUUCGUGUGUAAGUAAUAGUUCGACGUUUGCUUAGCAUAUGGAAGUUCCUAUUGUUACA
This is a messenger RNA of Syzygium oleosum, 1387 nucleotides long. RefSeq lists its product as uncharacterized. The record is from RefSeq and is a predicted model, not a curated record. Lineage: Eukaryota; Viridiplantae; Streptophyta; Magnoliopsida; Myrtales; Myrtaceae. Gene Ontology annotation, molecular function: ATP binding; Ser-tRNA(Ala) deacylase activity; nucleic acid binding. The coding region runs from base 106 to 897 and encodes 263 amino acids. The transcript is spliced from 7 exons. Gene Ontology annotation, biological process: alanyl-tRNA aminoacylation; regulation of translational fidelity.